UCAGUCAGUCAGUCACUUGGACCCCGUUGACAUUGACACAUGGGAGUGACGGUCGGCAGAAAUGCAUCUGAAAUGGAAUCUGGCCUUGGCCUUGCUAGCGGUUCUUUGUCUGCAGCGUGGACGCGGAUCGAAACUGGACUUUAAUGGCGGCGCAGGUCGUGAAAUGGGACUGCAUUUAGCUGCCCACUUGGCGCCUGGUACUCCACCAAAAGUUCAGGAGUCCGCUGCCAUGGCGGUAAUCAGUAGAGUAAUCGGCGCACGAUCCUCUCAAUUGUUUCAGGUGCAGGUCAAUAAGCGAAUAGCAAUACGCAGCUUUCAGAUUAGCAUGCUGGACGAUGGCCGUAUCCUGCUGGUGGGAUGGGAUGGCGUCUCCGUGUGCAAGGCCUUCCAUCACUACCUGAAAUACGUCCUGAAUAAGGACGUGGAUUGGUUCAAGGUGCGCAUCGAGUUGCCCUACAAUCUACAGUUUCCCAAUGUGACCAUAGAAUCGACAUCAGCGAGUCCCAUCAUCUAUCACCAGAACGUGUGCACCUGGAGCUACAGCUUUGCGUGGUGGGACUUUGAGCAAUGGCGCCGCCACCUGGAUUGGAUGGCCCUGAUGGGCAUCAGUCUCACCAUUGCCCCCGUCCAGGAAGCCAUCUGGGUGGAGGUGUACACGGAUAUGGGUAUUAGUCGCGAGGAAAUCGAUGCCCAUCUGGCUGGUCCCGCUUUUCAGGCCUGGCAACGCAUGGGCAACAUCCGCGGAUGGGCUGGUCCCCUGAAACCGGAGUGGCAACGCCUGCAACUGCUCCUCCAGCAGGAGAUCCUCGCUGCCCAGCGCAAUCUGGGCAUGAGCGUGGCCUUGCCCGCUUUUGCUGGCCAUGUGCCAAGGGCUCUAAAGCGCCUGCAUCCGAACUCCACCUUCAUGGAGGUCCAGCGAUGGAAUCAGUUUCCCGAUCGCUAUUGCUGCGGUCUUUUUGUGGAGCCCACGGAGCCGCUUUUCAACCAGAUAGCCGAGAGUUUCCUGAGUCGCGUGGUGUCCACCUACGGUUCAAAUCACAUUUUCUUCUGUGAUCCCUUUAACGAACUAGAGCCACCGGUGGCCAAACCGGAUUACAUGCGAUCUACAGCGGCGGCUAUAUACGCAUCCAUGCGGGAUAUUGAUCCUCAGGCUGUUUGGCUGCUACAGGGCUGGAUGUUCGUUAAGAAUCCCUUUUGGACCACGGACAUGGCGAAGGCGUUCCUCACAGCUGUGCCACGUGGUCGUAUCCUGGUGCUCGACCUCCAGAGUGAGCAGUUCCCGCAGUACGAGCUGACGAACUCCUACUUUGGCCAGCCAUUCAUCUGGUGCAUGCUGCACAACUUCGGCGGAACCCUGGGGAUGUUCGGAUCCGCCAAGCUGAUUAAUUCCGGCAUAGAGGCAGCACGUCGAUUGCCCAACAGCAGCAUGGUGGGCACGGGCAUCACUCCCGAGGGCAUUGGCCAGAACUAUGUGAUGUAUUCUUUUACGUUGGAGCGCGGUUGGAGUGAAUCACCCUUGGAUUUGGACAGUUGGUUCUCGCACUUCUCACAUACACGUUAUGGCGUCAAGGAUGAGCGAUUGGAGCAGGCUUGGCUGCUCUUAAAGGACAGUGUGUACUCCUUCCGUGGUCUACAGAAGAUGCGGGGGCAGUAUGUGGUGACACGCAGACCAUCCUUUAAUCAGGAGCCCUUCACCUGGUACAAUGCCAGCGUGGUUCUUGAUGCCUGGCACCUUUUGCUCUCCGCCCGUGCCAUUAUCCCGCUGGAGGACGACCGGUACGAUAUGUACGAGCACGAUUUGGUGGACAUAACCAGGCAGUUCCUGCAGAUCAGUGCUGAUCAGUUGUACAUCAAUCUGAGGUCGGCCUACCGAAAGCGCCAGGAGCCGCGAUUUGAGUACCUUAGCGGAAAGCUGCUGCAGCUGCUUGAUGAUAUGGAGCUGAUCCUGGCCAGCGGCUAUAACUUUCUGUUGGGCAGCUGGCUGGAGCAGGCCAAGCGAGCGGCCCCCAAUCAAGAGGACCGCAGGAACUUUGAAUUCAAUGCCAGGAAUCAAAUUACCGCCUGGGGUCCCGAUGGCCAGAUCCUGGACUACGCCUGCAAACAGUGGUCGGGAUUGGUGAGGGAUUACUACGCACCGCGUUGGAGUCUCUUCCUGGAGGAUGUGAACGUGGCUCUGCACUCCCAGCAACCAUUUAAUGGCACUGCCUAUAAGCAGAAAGUCUCGCAGCGAAUUGAACUGCCUUUUAGCAACAAGACCGAUAUUUAUCCUCAGGAACCAGUUGGCAAUACCUGGCUUAUUUCACAAAACAUUUUCGAGACCUGGAAGGCAUAUUCAAAGGACACGCAAUUUCUGCACAACAAUCGACUGUCGGUGCCGAGAAAAUUCGGUCCUAAAUAGUUAUAAGUAUUAUUAAAAAUAAUUGUAUGACUGCCAACUCAAGUGUUUCUUUUAAAAUUAUGUAAACUUGACUUUAAAUAAUCCAAAUAAAUUAUCCUCUUUUGACAAA
Messenger RNA from Drosophila subpulchrella, 2507 nucleotides. RefSeq names its product alpha-N-acetylglucosaminidase (gene Naglu). The record is from RefSeq and is a predicted model, not a curated record. The coding region runs from base 62 to 2398 and encodes 778 amino acids. The transcript is spliced from 2 exons. Lineage: Eukaryota; Metazoa; Arthropoda; Insecta; Diptera; Drosophilidae.